Molecule: messenger RNA, 2340 nt
Organism: Galleria mellonella (greater wax moth)
Lineage: Eukaryota; Metazoa; Arthropoda; Insecta; Lepidoptera; Pyralidae
Exons: 14
Coding region: 133-2277 (714 amino acids)
Molecular function (GO): calcium ion binding
Source: RefSeq, a predicted model, not a curated record
UUGACAUGUCACUGUCAACCACUCACGAUUGAUAUAAUUUAUCGGCUAUUCAAAAUUCUGUGCAAAAAUUUCAAACUUCAAUAGGAUCAUUUAAAAAGACAUUUCCUCUAUUUCAAUAAACAAAACAUCAAUAUGCAUGACACUAUAAUACGACUAGCAGAUGUAUGGAAAACAUGCAACAAGAUUCGAGCGGCGGCGUUCCGCGUAGGCCUGAAUCUGUGGGACUGGUACCGCCCGCUCGACCCUGAAGGGAACUCGCUCAUAUCUGAAUCAAAAUUCGUGUCAGUGCUGGCGGGUCCCUUGCGCUCAGUGAUUGGACUGUCAGACGCCGAGAUCUCUCAGCUGGCGGACUACUUCCGCGCACAAGAUGGCCGCGUUCUCUACCACCAGCUCUGCAAGAUAAUACAUGGCGAAGACGCCAGCGGCCGCAACAAGACCUCCGCAGACUGCUUGCUGGAGGCGUGCCCACCCCCGGCGGAGCCCGCCUGCCACAAACUCGACGUUUGGCAAACGCAGCGCCUGUGUUGCUUGCUGGCCACCAUUGCCGCCAGAGAGAUACCACUCAAACCGUAUUUUCAGGACUAUGAACUGGUAGCAAAGAACGACGGUCGUAUCACGUUCGCGCACUUCGCGCGCAUCUUGAACUACAUCGGCGUGCUGGUGUCGCCCGAGGACUUCAACCUGCUCGUGCGGCGGUUCAUCAAGGACUCGUACACCCUCGACUACGUGGAGUUUCUCAAGGCCGUGGAUGCGGUCAAGAAGGAAGGCAUACGAGGCCUUGGCCCGGAGUACAACAAUCCCAGUGCGGUGAUCGACACGAGUCUGCCGAAGCUGAGACGCCCAGAGAUAGAAGCAGGGCUGUCGACCGCACCGCUCGGAGCCACAGAUGUGUUCCACCCGGCCUUCACACCGCCUCGGCCCUCGCGGCAACUCAUCGAGCUCAUGCUGCGAGUACAAGAGUUUGUGCUCCAGAGACGCGUCAGAGUCUCUGAAUUCUUUAGGGACUACGACCCACUGAACAGCGGUCGCAUCACCCCGCAACAAUUCCGGCGCGCGAUGGACGCAAUGGGUCUGGGCGCAGUGCUGGACACCAACGAAAUGCUGUGCGUGAUACGCCACUACCUCGACCCCAACGACUCCGACCGCGCGUGCUGGCGCACCUUCGAGGACGACUGCGAUCAAGUGUUCACGAUCAAGGAGCUGGAGAAGCACCCCGAGGCGGUGGCAGGCGGCGCGGUGGCGGCGGUGGCGGAGCUGCCGGCGCGCGGCUGGGCGGAGGAGGCGGGCGGCGGCCGGGCGGCGGCCGCGCUGGACGCCGCGCAGGCCGCGCUGCUGCGCGUGCGCGCCGCCUGCCGCCAGCGCGCCAUCGACCUGCGCCCCGCCUUUUCUGAGCACGACCAGCACAACAACGGGCACGUGUCGCGCGCGCAGGUGCGGCGCGUGCUGGCGCGGCUGGGCGUGCUGCCCGCCGCCGCGCAGCUGCGCGCGCUCGAGCUGCGCUACCUCGACGACUGCGGCUUCAACUACGUGCGCCUGCUCCACGAGAUGGAGGAACGUGCGGUGGAAAGUGCGACGAUAGCGCGGCCGGUGGCGGCGCCACGCCGUCCACGCGUUGCCGCUGAUCCACUUGAGACCGACAUCGUGCACAUACUCGCCAAGAUCAAGGGAAAGAUGGUGCGAGAGGGUGUGCGCCCCCGCGACUUCCUGCGCCAGUAUGACAAACAGAACGAACUGGUGAUACCACGGGCGGACUUCUACCGCGGACUUGCCGCCGCCGGGCUCGCGCUCACUCCACUAGAAAUGGACACACUCAUUGAAGUUUUCUGCGCGCCCGGCCGCCGCCGCUACGUGGAAUACGAGCGGUUCAGCUCGACAGUGGGCGAGGCGCUGACGCAAGAGGGGCUGGAACGCGCGCCCCUCCUGCAGCCCGUGCCGCACGUGCCCACCGCCGACUCGCCCCUCAACUUCCUCACCUUCGAGGAGAGACACAUCGUCUCCGGUGCACUAACCAAACUCUCCAAAUAUCCAGACCAGUUGUCUAACAUACUGGAAGUGUUUAAGGACAUAGACAAGGAGCGUUGCGGCACGAUACCGCGCGUGUCCGUUGAGCGCGCGCUCUGCCAGCGCAACCUGCUGCAGCUGAUGUCGGCACGCGAGCGCGACCUCCUCUACAAGUGCUUCGGAUACCGCCGGGGCUGCGGUGACGAGGUGAACUACCGUGCGCUAUGCAACGCUCUGGACUUGUUGUAUGCCACCUCCAGCGCGCAGCCCUGCUGAAGUGCAAAGUUCCCAAUGCAGUUUGGUGUUUGAAGCAUGUUGAAUCGUUGAAUCCUAGCUUGU